Molecule: messenger RNA, 767 nt
Organism: Drosophila rhopaloa
Lineage: Eukaryota; Metazoa; Arthropoda; Insecta; Diptera; Drosophilidae
Product: ADP-ribosylation factor-like protein 3
Exons: 4
Coding region: 79-639 (186 amino acids)
Biological process (GO): cilium assembly
Cellular component (GO): microtubule cytoskeleton; cytoplasm
Molecular function (GO): GTPase activity; GTP binding
Source: RefSeq, a predicted model, not a curated record
CCUAUAUUUCUACCAAAUAACUAUAUUUUAUUACUGAAAACAUUUGUGAAAAGAGGUACACACAACAUUCCAUUCCCCAUGUGUUUUUACGGACCCAUUUCGCUCAUCAAAAAGAUCCUGCCCACGGGUUCACAUAGAUCCCGUCUGCUUAUCCUAGGGUUAGAUAAUGCUGGGAAAUCCACCUUGACUGCCCGCCUGUCGGAAAUUUAUAAUGGCGAAUCCAAGGAACCUAACAAGCAGGUCAGUGAGUGGACCCUCAUAAUCAAUAAUUAUAAAGUUCAGUUGUGGGAUAUUAACGGGGAUCUGAAGAACAGGCAGAUGUGGCCCAAUUAUUACCAGAAAGCAAAGGUCUUGAUUUUUAUACUGGACAGCAAGGAUGCAGUGCGCCUAAGCGAGGCUCGUUGCGUAUUAUGCGAUGUCCUGAUGCAUCAUGAGCUUAAUAGAACUCCUCUGCUAAUCCUGUCCAAUAAAAAGGACACUUCGGGAUCUCUGCCCAUGUCCACAGUAAUCGAUUUGAUGGGUCUAGAUCGCUUAGAGGGUCGGGAUUGGACGAUUAAAGAAUGUUCCAUGCAGACAGGCGCUGGAAUUCAGGAAAUCGUGGACUGGAUUACCAAUAAAAUCGAUAAGAAAAAGAAGUGAUAUUUUUCAUAUUUUGAUAUUUUAAAAACGACCCUUUGUACAUUAAAUGCAUAAGAAAAAUUGCUAUGCAUUUAGGGAAAACUAUAUUCUAAGAAAAUAAUAUAUUUAAUGAGUCAUUUUGGAAACAA